Messenger RNA from Aspergillus steynii IBT 23096, 3114 nucleotides. RefSeq names its product putative NTP binding protein. Lineage: Eukaryota; Fungi; Ascomycota; Eurotiomycetes; Eurotiales; Aspergillaceae. The coding region runs from base 90 to 2843 and encodes 917 amino acids. The record is from RefSeq and is a predicted model, not a curated record. The transcript has a single exon.
CCGAGUUGUCCUCCGAGGAGGGAAUGGGUCGAUUCAACUGCGAAUCCGGCCUGAGUUCUAUCUGCUAGCUGCGACCCGUUAUUAUUAACAUGGAGGAACGCGUUCCCUUGCCAUAUGGACAUCUACUCAAUCUCAAGCCCCGGAGUCGAAACCCCCAACACGCGAAAUGUGAGGCUGAGGACCUGGAAUGUGAACGAAGCAAUGAACCUGCGGCAGUGUACAAGGCUUAUAAGCCUCGUACGGAGGGCAAGGAUCCCAAGUCUAGUCCUGAGACAUCAGCGCGGAAGGUCACUCCUACCAGGCUACCGAUGCCUAAGAAAUCCGCCGACAAGACCAGGGAUGAAUCGGCGGAUGGCUCCCCUGUGCCUGUGGCCGGUCGUAAAGAACCUCGACAGCACACUCUCGGUCGGCGAGCUCAACCCAAGAUGUCUCCUUCGUCAUUGGAGCGUCGACCUGCCAAGUCAACGGAUAAAGAUCGGGAGCAGUACUGGCGAAAGGUUAAGGAGAAAUUCGAAAAGGACUCCCCUAUCUCUCCACGAAACCUAGAAAAGCAAAAGGAGUAUUAUCACGGUGCUUACCAGAAGAUCAUGUCGUUCACGAGUUCCCCAAAACAAGAGGUCAGCAAGCACAUGCCGAAGUCUACUGCAAAGACGAAUGACGAUGAUAAGACACCAAGGCAAAGUACCAUCCCUCGGACUGCCAAUACAAGCCCGAGCUCUCGACACACGCACAAGCCUGAACCAGCUUCUACAAGCAAACCUCUUGGAGCGAAAAAGGGAGAAUCAAAUAAACGCCCACCAAAUGUGACUGGUACUUCUGACACCAUCAAUCGGAAACCUUCAGAAAAGCAAGAGAGCACUACGGACUCGUCCAUCAAUUCACGUCCCUCCAUCUCACCUUUGUCGGGGCCCAGCAGCUCGAUGACUGAUUGGGAGGAUCGGUUUGUGGUGAACAUGCCGUCGGCCAAGGAGCCAAAUCCACCGACCAUGAGCGCGCAACAAAUCUCCAACUUCCAAAAAAGCAUUGACCAAGUUCACAACCAGGGGGAAACAAUGCUUGAUCCCGACACUCUACCAAGUCCACGCACCAGAACCCCAGAAGAUACGUCGCAAGGGGAAAAGCCGGCUAAUCUUGAUGGCCAAGAUUCUGGAGCAGCUGCACCGACAGGGCCAGGUGAACCGACGUCAGAGCCACAGCCUAGCCAUGGUCGAUAUUACUCGCCCGAUGAGAUUGGAAAGCAGCGAUUUAGCACCAUCUGGGAAGAAGGAGCAUCGCGGCACAAAGCCAAGACUACAGUAAACAUCGACGGGUCUUUUUUAGGGUGCAAGGAAAUAAACGGCCCAAACGACAAGAAUCCAGACGAGAUAUUGCUUUUCUCGACGACAGACGAGCGUCCGAGAGUGGUGGACGUGUCAACCCCGGUGUCCAAGAAUUCCAGAGAACGGAAAACAACCGCUCCUCCUCCAGCGAUUUCGGCCUUAGAAGAGAAGACCGUCGUUCAGGCAGAGUGGGAACCAAUUUCUCAGAAUUUGAAGCAUGCCCAAUGCUCGAAGCAGUCCCAACGUACGAUGUGCCGCGAGACAACCUGUCGACCGUCAGAAAACGCCCAGAUGUCUGCCCCGACAGCAUCCGGAAAAGAAAACUCGACCCAGAUAGGGAUUCCGCCCAAGAAUCCAGAACGAGGGAAACGCCAUCAGGGAGACGACGAUGUGUUCAUUAUCACACCCACUAUCACACGCACUAUGAUGACCAUGGCGGACAUGAGAGGCGUCGCCCAGAAGUCUCCUCGGAUGAAAGAGCCGUCGUCUCGCGCAGCAGGCGAAAUCAUCACCGACACCAGGGCAAAGCCUCCCGUCCACUCUACACCGUCGGGCUUACGUCGAGCGACACAAAACUCGUGGGAAAAGUCAAACAUGCCAUCCACAACAUUGUCAAAACCUGGACCCGUUCCAAACGCUCCCGCCGUGAAAGAACAAGCAUAUCCAUGCCAGAUCGCGGCCGAGAAGCCGCACGCUAUCCGUGGGUACAUCCAUACCAAAGGCAUAGCCAAGUCCUCCGAAAACGCCAAUCCUCGCGCGCGCAUUAAACGACAUUCCCAUGCUUAUCAGUUGCCACGCAGUAACGAAAACGCGCCCCCUGUGAGGAGCGCCACAGAUCCAGCUCAAUUUCCCAAGUCCGUUUCGGCUCAAAGGCCUGUACCCCCGCCGAAAUUGAACACCAACGUUCGGCCGGAACGUCGCAUCCCCUUGCCCAGUGCGCGCAUCUUCGAGGUAGCCGAGUUAGACGGACAUCAGGUGGAUGAUCAUUUGAAAGACGAACUCAAAGACCAGGAGGUGGCUCCCAUCACGCCGCCCGCCAAGGAUGACCCCGACGCCAGCAAGAGCAGCAGCAAGUCCGGGCCAGAGCCAGAGAGUGACAGGGACCUCAUGAGUUCCGUCACCUUCGGCCUCAUCAUCGACAUCUUUCUCCUGUCUAUCGCUCAAGCCCAAGGCUUGUACAGGGACAUCAUGGCCAACUGGAAUUCCCGAGCGGUUCUAGUGAAAAUCCCCCUCAACUGCAUCCUCAACAUGAUCGGCCACUGUCUAUACGUUCUCCGAAACUUCCUCACGGCCUGCGCCGUCUACAACUCCACGGGAGCUUGGCCUAAAUCCAACGAUAAAGACGUUGCCCGCUCGCUAACCGAACUCGGUCAGGCCGUCAUAUAUCUCGUCGCCUUGGGUUUCAUCAUGAUGGUCGUCGGUCGAGCGGCCGGCUAUAUCGUGCUCAUCGGAAGCUGGAUUGUCUGGGUGACGAAACCUUUUGGGUGGAUUUUGGGAACAUUGGGAAGAGCCCUCUUGAUGUGAUCUGGGCUGGCGCGAUGUGAUUAAUAAAUAGAUAGAUACCCUUGGGCGAUUAUGCUUCUUGUUUCAUUCCUUUCUUCUUGGUUGAAAUCCCUGGCCUGUGCACUGCUUACCUAGCAUUGGGCUCAACUUGGUUGUUUUCGUCGGCAUAUGAAGAAGGGGGUGAACUGUGUCCUGUCGAUUUCAUUCGUUCUUGGGUUGGCUCUUCGAGGUUUAUCUUUAUGGUCCUUCUUCCUCUUAUGCUUUUCUAGCGAGGUGUAACUCUGAAUUGCUC